This is a messenger RNA of Fusarium redolens, 1831 nucleotides long. Its product is annotated as CRAL-TRIO domain-containing protein. The record is from RefSeq and is a predicted model, not a curated record. Gene Ontology annotation, cellular component: cytosol; plasma membrane; cortical endoplasmic reticulum. Bases 348 to 1643 code for a protein of 431 amino acids. Gene Ontology annotation, biological process: Golgi to plasma membrane protein transport; regulation of exocytosis. The transcript has 2 exons. Gene Ontology annotation, molecular function: phosphatidylinositol transfer activity. Lineage: Eukaryota; Fungi; Ascomycota; Sordariomycetes; Hypocreales; Nectriaceae.
GGUACCUACAGGAAGUUAGGUAUAGGUAUUACUCCGUCUUCCAUUCACCUGAUAGUCCGUGUUCCCUUCUUGAACGGACAAACAGCAUCAGUCGAAUUGGAUUCGUCCAAACGAGUUUCACUUUCCCGUGUUUGUUUGCCCUUUAUUAUUGUACUCCCAUCUUAGGUUCCCGCUCCCGUCUCGCUCGGCAGGGUCAAAACAAACCAUUUCAGGAGCCGCGUCAGACAAGACUCGUCAAGUCAACACGGACAAGUUGAACACAAAAAGGCCUGUCGAUCCCCCCACGAUUUCCAUCACUUGACUCAUCUCAUCAUCUUUCCCACCUUCAUAUAACGUCAACCACUAUCAUGGCUGCCGAACAGGAUAAGACCGUUCCCGCAGAGAAGCCUGCAGCUCCCUCUGAGCCCACCGCUGAGGCGCCUGCAACGGUCGUUGAUGAGAAGCCUAUUCAAGAUGAGUCCAAAACUGAGGUUUCUGCUCCCGAAUCGCCUCUUACCAAGCUUAAUGCUCGCCUUGAUGAUAUUUUCACCGAGACACUUCACAAGGAGAUGUGGGGUGUUCAGCUCUCCAACAUUGACCACGUCCCAACAAAAGUCGUCCUGCAGAAGUUUCUCCGCGCCAACAAUGAUGACCCCGUGGCAGCUGAGAAGCAGUUCACUCAGGCCCUUGAGUGGCGCAAGAAGAUGAACCCUACCGCACUCGUCACUCAGACUUUCGACAAGAGCAAGUUUGGGGACUUGGGCUUUGUCACUGUUCACAAGGGAGAGAAUGGCAAAGAGACCAUCAUCACCUGGAACAUCUACGGUGCUGUCAAGAACAACAAGGCCACUUUCGGCAAUGUAGAGGAGUUCAUCAAGUGGCGCGCUGCCAUCAUGGAGCUCAGCGUUCAGAAGCUCAAGCUCGACCAAGUCACUGAGCCCAUUCCCGAGGGAGGCGAGGAUCCUUAUCAGAUGAUCCAAGUUCACGACUACCUCAAUGUCAGCUUCUUCCGCAUGGACCCCGCCGUCAAGGCCGCCAGCAAGGAGACAAUCUCCGUCUUCUCAAUGGCUUAUCCGGAGCUGCUCGCGCACAAGUACUUUGUCAAUGUUCCCGCCAUUAUGGGAUGGAUGUUUGGCGCGAUGAAGCUCUUCCUUGCGCCCGCUACCCUCCGCAAAUUCCACCCCAUGACCUCUGGCACUACACUGGCCACUGAGCUGAAGGGUAUCGUUUCAACCCUGCCCAAGGAAUAUGGUGGUCAAGGACCUAGUGUCAAGGAGGGCAUGUCUGUCUCGUUGACUGAGGCUGGUGAGACCAAGGCUGAACCUUCACCUGCUGCGGUCCCCGAACAAACUGCUGGUGCCGACUCUGCCACUGCUGAGAAGACUGCCGUAGCUCCCGAGUCGGCUCCCGCUGGUGAGAAGAUCCUCACUGCUGAGCCUAUCGUGCCCCCCGCCGCUGCUCCGUCUCCUGCUGCAGAGGCUGUCCCAGCCCCAAUUCCAGCUCCUGUAGAGGCAGCCAAGGCCGAGACUGCUGAGCAGGCUGUCGAGCAAGCUGGAGAGAAGCCCAUCGAGGAGGCCCUGGAGAAGCUGUCCGUCAACCCAGCUGAGUCUGAGAAGAAGGAGACUCUUGCUACCGAUGCUGAGAAGAAGGAGACGGCUGCCUGAGCAGUAUUGUGUGCGAGAAAAAAGGUGCGAAGGAGAGAGUGAAGGAUACCAAGAAACCGUGUGAUUUCAUACCAUAAACAAUACCCCAUUCAGUUGUGAGGAGCGCACCAGAGGUGAAAAUCACUGCCUAGAGAUGUUAUAGUUCUAAAAUAGACUGAGAUUAAGAAUCGAGAUGCUAGUUUUGUCUG